GUUCAUCUCUGUAAUAGAUAUGGAAUUAGAAGUGAAGAACAGUAGUGUGGAUAAGAAGAUGAUGCUAAACUCCAACGAACAGCAUAGUUUGGUUAAAGAGGUUCUAAAGCUUGAGAAGCAAUUGGAGGAUCAGUUUGCUGUUCGUAUCGCGCUGGAAAAGGCAUUCGCAUCAUGUCCUCAUUCUGUUGAUCAUAUCGAUAAAAACCCAAUUGCAAAGCCGGUUAUGAGUCUGAUCAAAGAGAUCGCGGCUUUAGAAAUGGAAGUGAUACGUUUGGAGAAGCAUCUGUUAACACUAUACAGGACGAUUACAUUCGAUCAUCAUAAAAAGAACAAGAAAACAAAAUUUUCAGAUCUUAUAAAAAUCUCUUUAGAAGAUGGCGACGAUAAUAUGAAUUACAAGAUUAUGGAUUCGGGUAUUUAUCGAAGCUUAUCUUCUCUAUCGCAAGGCUCGGCUUGUUUGUUAAACACUUCUCCAUUGGAAAAUCUUGCUCUUCCCAUUGAUCCUUACCAUUCCUUGCCUCUGUCAAUGCUUGAGCGUACAAAUGACUCAAGUUUAGGCCUAAGAAUCCACGAUCAAGCAAUGGAGAAGGCGAAUUGGAUUUCAGAGGAAAUGGUAAAAUGUAUAUCGAGCAUAUAUUGCGAAUUGGCAGAUUCGCGUUUCUCUGGCCAAGAAUUUCCUUCCUCUUCGGCUUCAUUUUCAUCAGAAAGUGAUUCAUCUCCCCCAUGUCACAUAGGAAGAAGAACAAAUGAAUAUAGCUCAGUAAUUGAGAUCAAUUUCAUUAAUAGAAAUGAACAAAAACUAAGAGGGGUAAGGCAUAUGUUGUGGAGUUACAGAUCGCUCGUUUCUCAAUUGGAAAGAGUUGAUCCUAUGACAAUGAAGCACGAGGAGAAGUUGGCGUUUUGGAUAAACGUGCACAACGCCCUUGUGAUGCAUGCAUAUAUAGUUUAUGGGGUACCUCGAAAUAAUAUGAAGAGAACAUCCUUGAUACUUAAGGCUGCCUAUAACGUCGGUGGACAUACGAUCAACACUGAAGUGAUACAAAGUUUGAUCCUCAAUUGUCGAUUGAUUCGUCCAGGACAGUGGAUUCAAUCCUUAUUUUUAAGGAAGACAAAAUUUAAGGUUAGAGACACCCGAAAACAGUUUGCAAUACAACACCAAGAACCUCGCUUGUAUUUUGCGCUUUGCUCUGGAAAUCGUUCUGAUCCUCAGAUUCGCAUCUUCACACCAAAGAGAGUGUUUGAGGAGCUUGAAUCCGCAAAAGAUGAUUAUAUCCAGGCUAACAUAGUAAUUCACAAACAAUGUAAGAUUACUCUACCAAAGAUUUUGGAUUUAUUUGCGAGAGAUUCUUGUUUGGGUCCUGCCGGUUUUGGAGAAAUGAUUUGUCCAUUUCUGCCCAAUUAUGUGAGGAAGAAUAUGGGAGGUGGGAAAUUGUGGAAAAGGAUUGAAUGGAUUCAUCACGACUUCGCCUUUCGCUAUAUGAUCUCUAAAGAACACGUCAAAUAAAUUGGAACAACAAUUAAUGGAUCGCGAAAAGAAUGGAACAAGAUUGGAUUGUUUAGUUGUUGAUUUUCUUUAGCCUACAAAAGCUUAAUUAUAUAUGGUUUGAUCAUUUGUAGUGGCAUUCAUUGUCAAUGAAAUCUCAUUUUCUUUCCUUAGA
Impatiens glandulifera is the source of this 1658-nucleotide messenger RNA. RefSeq lists its product as uncharacterized. The record is from RefSeq and is a predicted model, not a curated record. Lineage: Eukaryota; Viridiplantae; Streptophyta; Magnoliopsida; Ericales; Balsaminaceae. The transcript has 9 exons. Bases 20 to 1504 code for a protein of 494 amino acids.